Messenger RNA from Molossus molossus (Pallas's mastiff bat), 1788 nucleotides. It is a transcript of the gene DBR1, whose product is annotated as debranching RNA lariats 1. Gene Ontology annotation, biological process: mRNA splicing, via spliceosome. The record is from RefSeq and is a predicted model, not a curated record. The transcript is spliced from 8 exons. Gene Ontology annotation, cellular component: nucleus. NCBI's taxonomy places the organism in Eukaryota, Metazoa, Chordata, Mammalia, Chiroptera, Molossidae. The coding region runs from base 123 to 1757 and encodes 544 amino acids. Gene Ontology annotation, molecular function: RNA lariat debranching enzyme activity.
CGAGGCGGCGGUGGUGUUAAUGUUGGCGGGAGCCGAGCCAUCAGUCAGUUCUUGGCUCUCCGUACUGGGCUUGCUCUGCUCUGGAGGGUUGCAGGCAGCACUCCCCGCCUCGGACCGGCAGGAUGCGGGUGGCUGUAGCCGGCUGCUGCCACGGCGAGCUGGACAAGAUCUACGAGACGCUGGCGCUGGCGGAGCGGCGCGGCCCGGGGCCGAUAGACCUGCUGCUGUGCUGCGGCGAUUUCCAGGCGGUGCGCAACGAGGCGGACCUGCGCUGCAUGGCUGUGCCGCCCAAGUACCGCCACAUGCAGACCUUCUACAGGUAUUACUCUGGAGAGAAAAAGGCCCCAGUUCUCACAAUCUUCAUUGGGGGAAACCAUGAAGCCUCAAAUCAUUUGCAAGAGUUACCCUAUGGUGGCUGGGUGGCACCAAACAUUUAUUAUUUAGGUUUGGCAGGUGUAGUAAAAUACCGAGGUGUAAGGAUUGGUGGAAUCUCUGGCAUCUUCAAGUCUCAUGACUAUCGAAAAGGUCAUUUUGAGUGCCCUCCUUAUAAUUCAGCUACAAUAAGGAGUAUAUAUCAUGUGAGAAAUGUUGAAGUGUAUAAAUUAAAACAGCUGAAGCAGCCUAUGGAUAUAUUCUUAUCUCAUGAUUGGCCAAGAAGUAUAUACCAUUAUGGAAAUAAGAAGCAACUUCUUAAGACUAAAUCUUUUUUCCGACAAGAAGUGGAAAACAACACCUUAGGAAGUCCUGCUGCCUCAGAGCUUCUAGAGCACUUAAAACCUACUUACUGGUUUUCUGCACACCUUCAUGUGAAGUUUGCAGCCUUGAUGCAGCAUCAGGCCAAGGAUGAAGGACAGACUGCCAAAGCAACCAAAUUUCUAGCCUUGGACAAAUGCUUACCACGUAGAGACUUUCUUCAGGUAAUAGAAGUAGAUCAUGACCCCAGUGCUCCUGAUUCCUUAGAGUAUGAUAUUGAAUGGCUCACUAUUCUCAGGGCUACAGACAAUCUUAUUAAUGUGACUGGGCGCCUAUGGAAUAUGCCUGAAAAUAAUGGCCUGCAUACAAGGUGGGAUUAUAGUGCAACAGAAGAAGCUAUGAAUGAAGUAUUGGAAACAUUGAAUCAUGACCUCAAAGUUCCAUUUAACUUUAGUGUGACUGCCGCUUGUUAUGACCCAAGCAAGCCACAUACACAAAUGCAGUUGGUUCAUAGGAUCAAUCCUCAGACUACUGAAUUUUGUGCCAAACUUGGCAUCACAGACAUUAAUGUCAGUCUUCAGAAGGCCAAGGAAGAACAUCACUUGUGUGGUGAAUAUGAAGAGCAGGAUGAAGUGGGCAGUAAUGACUCCGGAGAAGAUCCUAGUGACUAUAACACAGACACAUCAGCCCUGUCCUCUGUUAAUCCAGAUGAAAUCAUGUUAGAUGAAGAAGAGGAAGAGGAAGAUAGUUUUGUAAGUGCACAUAGUGACGUGAAUACAACAUCUGCAGAACCUUCUUCUGAUCAGGCUUCUGACUUUUCUGCAAGCUUCUCUGAUGUCAGGAUCUUGCCAGGUUCCAUGUUUGUUUCUUCUGAUGAUACAUUGGGUUCCCCAGUUGGCAGAGAGGGGAAACCUGAUGAGACUGUGGAGUCUGGAGAUGGGAAGGACUUAACUGAAGUACCACUGAAGAGGUUGAGUGAUGAGCAUGAACCUGUACAAAGAAAGAAAAUUAAGAGGAGGAAUCAAGCCAUUUAUGCUGCAGUGGAUGAUGAUGAAGCAGCAUAAGACAGUUUACUUGUCUUAGUGUAUAUGUAGA